Molecule: messenger RNA, 1638 nt
Organism: Rotaria sordida
Lineage: Eukaryota; Metazoa; Rotifera; Eurotatoria; Philodinida; Philodinidae
Source: the annotation of a GenBank genome assembly
AUGGCUUUACGCUUCAACGAUGAUACCAAUCGUUCAUCAUUUCCAAUGUAUUUUGGUCGUCAAACGAAAUUUGGUGAUGCUGCUUCGACGCCAUUACAAUUAAUUAAAUUACAUAUCGAACAGCAAGUGAAUGCAACAUUUCCACUCAUACAUCAAGUAGCAACAACAAUGACAUUUAAAAAUAAUUAUAAUCGAAUAUUAGAAGGAGCUUUAGAAUUUACACUACCUGAUAAAGGAAUAAUUUGUGGAUUUGGUCUUGAUGUUGAUGGUGUUAUUGUUGAUGGUGUUGUUGUUGAAAAAGAAAAAGCUCGUAUUACAUUUGAAAAAGAAGUUCGAAAAGGUGUUGAUCCUGGAUUAGUAGAAAAUGUUCAAGGAAAUAUUUUUCGUACAAGAGUUUAUCCAAUACAACCUGGUGGCAAAAGAAUAGUACGUGUUAUUUAUCAAGAUCAAGCACAAAUUGAAAAUGAUUAUUUUCUCUUUCAUAUUCCUAUCUAUUUUACUAAUAUUCUUGAAAAUUUGGAUAUUUCAUUGAUUUGUGCACAUACAUCAAAUCAUCGUCAACCAGAAUUUCUUCCAAAUAUUAAAUUUAAUCAAUCUUUCAUCAAUUCAAAUGGUAAAUACUGUUCUGAACUUCAUCUUGUCAAUGUUGAACCAUCACAAGAUGAACAAUCUAUUACAUAUAUGUUAAGAACUUUAGUAGAAGAAGAAGUCAUGUAUGAUGUAGAAAUUGAUCCUGAUGAUCAUAAUCAAGCCUAUUUUGCUCUAUGUUAUAUGCCACCAUUUCUGCAAAACAAUAAAAUCACAAAUGCUAAUCAACAAACAAUGUCUAUUUGUAUAUUAUGGGAUGCUAGUUUAAGUCGAGCAAAUAUUGAAAAUCGUAAUUAUGAAAUAAAUAUACUCAAAAAUAUAUUAGAUAUUUGGCAAUCAAAUAAUAUUAAUGUAAAUAUAACUGUAAUUAUAUUUCGAAAUAUAAUUGAAGAACCAAAUAUAUUUCAAAUACAUGAUAAAAAUUAUUGGUCAAAACUUAAUCAAUUAUUAACAAAUCUAUCAUAUGAUGGUGCAACAAAUUUAUUUCAAUUAUCUACAAUUUCAACUAGUAUACCAAAUAUUACACAUUAUUUUUUAUUUAGUGAUUGUCUUUCAACAAUAAGCAAUGAUGAUCCAACAUUGUUGAAUCAAUUGACAACUAAACCAAUAUGGAUAUUUAAUGCAAAUAGUGUACAUGAACCAACAAAUUUUUCAUUGAUUAACUAUUUAACUAAUACUAGUGGUGGUAAUUAUAUUUCACGUGAUAAAAUUAUAGCUCAAAAUAGUGCAAAAAUUAUUAUUGAAUUGAUUGAUAAACCACAAUCUAGAUAUAUUAAUACAGAUAUUAUCAAUGAUACCAAUAUUCAUGAUAUUUAUCCAAGUCAUUCGAUUAUUUUAACAUCAAAUUCAGAAAGAUUUAUACUUGUUGGAAAAAUGUCAUCAGCAAUUUCAGCUAAAAUUUCUAUUAAUUUUUCUAUUUCAAAUCAAAUACAUCGUAAAGAAUUAAUAAUAGAUAAAACAAAUUUGACAUUUGAAAAUUAUGGAUUAUUACGUCGUUUAUAUGCAAAACAAAUGUUAAGUGAAUUAAUAGCAUUUCCAGAAAAAAAAUAA